AUGCGCCGGAUCGAUUUCAAAGGUAGUGAAUCAAAACAAAGAACUUGCUUUGCGAUGCGAUCUGUCAAAAUGUCGGUCAACGCUCAAGUACAUUUGACCAAAAAUGAAAACAUUAAAAUGAACGAUAAAACUCUUAAACCCCUAUUUUCCAAGCAAGCGGAGUGUUCAUAUGUGUCUUGUUAUUGCGAAGAAAAUGUAUGGAAAUUGUGUCAGGAUGUAUCACUAAGAAUACCGGAGGAGUUGGAUCGGUGCUUCGUGGUAUUUAUAUCUAACCCUUGCCGCACGGUGCCUCUCUGGAGACAAAGGGCUGGGCGCGAGGAAGAUCGUCUAGUCAUAUGGGACUAUCAUGUGAUAUUCUUGUACUCUUGGGACUGCAAGACUUGCCUUGUCUACGAUCUGGACUCUGAGUUGCCUUUUCCAACAUUCUUCCAUAAAUAUGUCACUGAGACAUUUCGUACUGAUCAGGUGUUAAAAUCAGACUUUCACAGAUUCUUUCGUGUUGUACCUGCAAAACAAUUUCUGCAACAUUUUGCAUCUGAUCGUCGUCACAUGAAGAGACCUGAUGGUUCAUGGAUUAAGCCCCCACCUCCAUAUCCGGCCAUCUGCACCUCAGUGGCAACAAACAACCUAGAUGAGUACAUCAACAUGGAUAUUGGAUCAGGAUUGGGCCAAGUUUUGAGUCUGACAGAAUUUGUGCAACGGUUUUAUAAAAUAGAGAAGUAGUACAAACGAGAACCAGUUGUGGUGCGUGCCUGCCUGAGAAAAUCAGUAGUUAAAUGCAAAAUAUUAUCAUAUACGUUUUGAAUGUAACUAUGAAGGUUGUAAGGAAAAAAUACAACUCGGGCAGACAACACCAUUAGAUAGUCAAAUGGCGCAUUUGUUAAUUUAAAAUUUUCCAUGGCAGCGAUCAUGGUUUUAGUUGAUUAUGUUAUAGUAAUCUUUGUUAAUUAUUUUGUUGUUCCUGUGAUUAUUUAAUUAUUACUUUAAAUCUAUAAUUACCUAAAGUCAAUCUAUAGCUUAUAAAUAAAUAUACAGAGCACAGUGAAUUUCCAUUUUGCCCACCUAUUACACAAAGAUGUGUCUUGCACAAGAAAACUAUGAAUAACCACUCAUUUUAAAGCCACUUAACUUAUUGGUCAAUGUA
This is a messenger RNA of Cydia amplana, 1144 nucleotides long. RefSeq names its product protein N-terminal glutamine amidohydrolase (gene tun). The transcript has 5 exons. The record is from RefSeq and is a predicted model, not a curated record. Gene Ontology annotation, cellular component: cytosol; nucleus. Gene Ontology annotation, molecular function: protein-N-terminal asparagine amidohydrolase activity; protein-N-terminal glutamine amidohydrolase activity. NCBI's taxonomy places the organism in Eukaryota, Metazoa, Arthropoda, Insecta, Lepidoptera, Tortricidae. The coding region runs from base 1 to 723 and encodes 240 amino acids.